GUCUCUCUCUCCCAUGGUGGUUUGCCAUUUCUGGUCUCGCGCACACCACCACCACCGCGCCACCUCCGCUCUCCUCCCCAUCGGAGCUCGCACGAUGCCGCGGGGGCGUUCCAGGUGAUGCCGGUGGUGGUGGUGGUGGUGGUAGUGGCCGUGAUGCGCGGCGACGGCGGCGGGUUGAAGGGCGCGAGGGGGAGGCAGGGGCGCGGCGCCGCGGUGGCGGGGCGGUGGCGGCGGGUGGCCGUGAUCCUCCUCGCGCUGGCGUACGCGGCGUCGAUGCUCGUGGUCUUCCUGGGCGGCGGCGCCGGCGGCGUGGCGGUGGCGGGCGCGGGCGCGGGCGCGCUGCGGCAGCGUGGGGCGCCGGCGCCGGCCGGGUCGGUGUACCGCAGCCACCUCGUGUUGGACCGCCUCCUGCCGGAGCUGCGCGCCUCCUCCGCCUCCCGCCCGCACCCGCUAAUGACACCACAAAACAAAAAAUCUGGAAAACGAUGGGCUCCUUGUAUCACCAAGAAGUUGAGACGAUCAGAGUUACCACCUUCAAAUGGUUUUCUCAUAAUCGAAGCAAAUGGUGGUCUGAAUCAACAACGCAUUUCUAUCUGCGAUGCUGUUGCUGUGGCAAGCUUACUCAAUGCAACUCUUGUCACCCCAGCUUUUCAUUUGAACAGCGUGUGGCGUGAUUCUAGCAAAUUUGGUGAUAUCUUUGAUGAAGAUCACUUUAUUGGGUCGCUCAGAAAAUACAUAAGGGUUGUCAAAAAACUUCCUGAAGAUGCAUUUGUGAAUUUUGAUCACAAUAUCAGCAUGAUACCAAAUAUGAGGACCAAAGCCUUCUCAUCUGAAAGCUACUACCUACAAAAGGUGCUUCCAAAAUUGUUGGAGCUAGGGGCUGUGCGUAUUGCUCCUUUCUCAAACAGAUUGGCCCAUUCGGUUCCACCGAAUAUCCAGGCGUUGAGGUGUUUUGCUAACUAUGAGGCGUUGAGAUUUUCUGAACCCAUAAGAAUGCUUGGAACAAAUAUGGUUGACCGAAUGAUCAAGAUGAGUUCUUUAACUGGUGGGAAGUACAUUUCCGUGCACCUUCGCUUUGAAGAGGAUAUGCUAGCCUUUUCGUGCUGCAUAUAUGAUGGUGGCUGGAGGGAGAGUAUUGAAAUGGAAAAUGCUCGUGAAAGGAGUUGGAGAGGGAAGUUUCACCGACCUGGUCGAGUGAUAAAUCCUGAGGCAAAUAGGAGGAAUGGGAAGUGCCCUUUAACUCCUUUAGAGGUUGGAAUGAUGCUGCAGGGCAUGGGAUUUGGCAAUACUACCUCCCUCUAUGUUGCCUCUGGUAAAAUAUACAACGCUGAAAAGUAUAUGACUCCUCUUCGCCAGUUGUUUCCACUUUUACAGACAAAAGAUACUCUCGCUUCACCUGAGGAACUUGCACAGUUCAAGGGGCACUCAUCUAGACUGGCAGCACUGGACUACACGGUCUGUCUGCAGAGCGAAGAGUUUGUGACGACUCAAGGAAGCAACUUUCCUCAUUUUCUGAUGGGGCACAGGCGUUAUCUGUAUGGAGGAAAUGCGAAGACAAUAAAACCAGAUAAACGGAAAUUGGUUGCACUCUUUGACAACCCAAAUAUCCGAUGGGAUCGGUUCAAGCGCCAAAUGCAGGACAUACAUCGGCACAGCGAGUCGAAGGGUUUCGGAGUCAGGAAACCAAAUGGUUCCAUUUCCAUAUACACCCUCCCAAUGCCUGACUGCAUGUGUCAGCGAGCUGAACCAUGAUAUAAUACUCCAGCUAGCUAGAGCACUUAGGCAGCAAACGGCCUGGCAUUUUUGACACCUCUAAGUAGCCAGACCAUAUUGUCAGUUUGAACAGAAAUUAGGCAUCGAAAAUUUGCCUCUUCUUUUUUUCGUUUUUGUUAGCAAGAAGAGAUUACAGAUUGAGAUGCAAAUUAAGUGGUUGUUAAUAUGAAUGCAUUCCACCAUAUUUACAACUUUUGCCAGGGUAAAAACGUGCCAAUUGUAUAUAUAAAAAGGCACAUCUAUAUAUACAGAUUUUUCUUUUGUGACUGUAGGGUACAAUCAGGUGGUCAAGUAUAAUUGCAGUUCUUACCAUGAAACAAGUCUUUUUUUUC
Messenger RNA from Oryza sativa Japonica Group (Japanese rice), 2105 nucleotides. Its product is annotated as O-fucosyltransferase 9. The record is from RefSeq and is a predicted model, not a curated record. Lineage: Eukaryota; Viridiplantae; Streptophyta; Magnoliopsida; Poales; Poaceae.